CUCCGAACACUCCUGGGUGGACCUGACAGCGAUGGAAGACAGCUCCGCGGAGAAGUCGCAAGAGAUGGACGCCACGCCCACCCUGACAGGGUCUCGAGGGAAAGCUUCGACCAGAACCCAAGGUACAAAAUCGGAUAAUGGCCCGGCUUCUAAACGACGUUGUGUCAGUACGGCAUGUAUUGCAUGCCGCAGGAGGAAAUCCAAGUGCGAUGGAAACCUACCGAGUUGCGCAGCCUGUUCCUCUGUCUAUCAUACAGCCUGCGUCUACGAUCCGAAUUCCGACCAUCGCAGGAAAGGUGUAUAUAAGAAGGACACCGACGCGCUGAGAACGAAGAACACAACCCUGUUGACGUUGAUACAAGCCUUACUGAAUUACGAAGAGGAGGAUGCAUUCGAUCUGGUUCGCCAGAUCCGGUCCUGCGAUAAUCUCGAAGAUGUUGCACAAUCGAUCCUCGGCCAAGGGAGAGGUUCCACGGCGGGCCCCGAGGACACAGCAGCUAGCGGGGAUGAAGCCCUAACGCAGGCUGAUCAGUUCGAGUCGGAGUUAGCAGGGAAGAUGAGUGAGCUUGUUUUGGACGGCUCCCGCAAGUUCAUUGGGGGCACGUCGAAUCUCAUUUUUUUGCCUCCCGGGUCGGAGCUGAACGAAUUUAGACCAUCUCUAGGUGCCCAGGAACUGGACCAGGGCCACGGUGAUUAUUCCGUCACACAGUGGACUCGUGUUACCCAGGAUGAGAGACUGAUCAGUCAUCUCAUGACAAUGUACUUUACCUGGCAUUAUCCGUUCUUCACGACUCUCUCCAAGGAUUUAUUCUAUCGGGACUAUAUACGUGGCGUGCCCAGCCAGUACUGUUCGACUUUGCUCGUCAAUGCAAUGCUAGCGCUCGGUUGUCAUUUCAGCUCCUGGGAAGGCGCUCGGGAAGAUCCAGAGAAUUCUGCCACAGCGGGCGAUCAUUUCUUCAAAGAGGCCAAGAGGUUAUUCUUCGAGAACGAUGAACAUGCGAACGCAAAGCUAUGCACCGUACAAGCGCUGGCUCUGCUGUCGGUGCGUGAGGCGGGUUGUGGCCGCGAAAGCAAGGGCUGGGUCUACAGUGGGAUGAGCUUCCGGAUGGCCUUCGACUUGGGCCUCAACUUUGACUCCACCAGUCUCGGGGCGCGGGAUCUGGGCGAAGAAGAAGUGGAUGCACGCCGAAUAACAUUCUGGGGUUGCUUUUUGUUCGAUAAGUGCUGGUCUAAUUACCUUGGUCGACAGCCCCAAUUGAUGGGAUCUAGCAUUAGCGUGCCGAAAGUGGAUAUUUUGCCUAAUGAGGAAGCUGAACUAUGGUCCCCAUACAUGGAUACCGGAGUAGGUCGUGAGCACACUCAGCCGUCGCGAAUUCGAGCUGUUGCUUCUCAGAUCUUCCGGCUGUGCGAGAUCAAUGGUGACCUGCUUGUGUUCUUUUAUGACCCGACUCCGAAGGAGAAACCUUCCACUAAGCAGGCGGAACUCAAGAAACUCAGCGAUCUUCACACCCGGCUCGAAGCCUGGAAGAAAGAUCUACCAAAAGAACUUAGACCACAAGAGGGGCAGCUCCCUCAGGCACUUUUGAUGCAGUAAGUUUCAUGGUUUGGGCUGCUGAUGCAUUAAGCUGUUUCACUGACGGACCGAAAGUAUGUUCUACCAG
Messenger RNA from Aspergillus welwitschiae, 1661 nucleotides. RefSeq names its product putative C6 transcription factor (NirA). Gene Ontology annotation, molecular function: DNA binding; zinc ion binding; DNA-binding transcription factor activity, RNA polymerase II-specific. The coding region runs from base 32 to 1594 and encodes 520 amino acids. The record is from RefSeq and is a predicted model, not a curated record. NCBI's taxonomy places the organism in Eukaryota, Fungi, Ascomycota, Eurotiomycetes, Eurotiales, Aspergillaceae. The transcript has 4 exons. Gene Ontology annotation, biological process: regulation of DNA-templated transcription; DNA-templated transcription.